Molecule: messenger RNA, 605 nt
Organism: Chinchilla lanigera (long-tailed chinchilla)
Lineage: Eukaryota; Metazoa; Chordata; Mammalia; Rodentia; Chinchillidae
Product: translation initiation factor IF-2-like
Source: RefSeq, a predicted model, not a curated record
AUGGAGAGAACAAUAUUUAAAGCGUCUCCAGCCGGGGCCUUUGUCGCAAGGGCCUGUCUCGGGGACCCAAGCUCCAAGCAUCUCAUCCCCGCUGUGCGACCUUGGACAAGUCCCUUCCUCCUGCAGGAACGCUGCAGUGGGCUUAAGUGCCUUCUUCCGGAAUUGCAACCUGGCCGGCCAACGGUCGUAAAAAACACUCGUCUUUCAACGUUUCGCACCUCGACGCCUAGCGCGUGGAGCGCCGGAGGGAGAGCACUACAGGGGUCGCAACGCCGGAACGUGCAGAACCCGCCCGCGCCCCAGCUCUCGCGAGAUCUCCUCCCAGCGCCGCGCGACGUCAUCCCCUCGGCGGCAGUCGCGGCCGCAGCGACCGCGCGUAGGUACCACAGGGGCGGCCCGUAUCCCUCCGCCGUCGGCGCGGCUCGGCCCUCCCUUCCCGGCCCGCCAAUCCCUGCGUCUCCCGACCUGCUCCUCGGCCGGGGCCCACCCCGUGCUCCCGCGGCCCCACCCCGGCGGCGCCGCCCGCCCGCGCGUCCCUCUGUCCACCUGCAGCGGGCAGGCAGGCAAGCAGGCAGGCAGACAGGCAGACAGGCAGGCAGGCAGGC